Messenger RNA from Iphiclides podalirius (scarce swallowtail), 1323 nucleotides. The record is from the annotation of a GenBank genome assembly. NCBI's taxonomy places the organism in Eukaryota, Metazoa, Arthropoda, Insecta, Lepidoptera, Papilionidae.
AUGAAAAAAGCUCUAUCAGUGAUGCACAGAUAUGAGUUGAAUGGUCGAAAGCUUGUUUUAAAAGAAGAAAUGGGUAAUGAAAGAAUAAGACAAAACUCAUCAAGAUCUGGAGGAGUUGGUGGGGGCAGGAAUGUAAGAGAUGAAAAAGAUAAUUGGGGUGCUAAUAAGCCCAGAGAACCUGAAAAUUUCAAUACAUAUGGGCUGAGUCUUCAAUUUUUGGAUUCAAUUAAUGUACAACCUCCACUUGUAAAAAAAAUAUUUGUGGCUAAUUUGGAUUAUAAAGCAGAUCGUUCAAAAAUUAAAGAAGUAUUUAAAAUGGCAGGAAAAGUUUACAAUAUUGACCUAGCUGUUGACAAAGAUGGCAAUAGUAGGGGAUUUGCAGUGAUUGAAUAUGAUCAUCCUGUUGAAGCUGUUCAGGCUAUAUCAAUGUUUGACAAGCAAUUGCUGUAUGACCGUAGAAUGACCGUUCGAAUGGACCGAGGACUAUCUGAUAAAACAGAAUUAAGAUUGCCAGAAGGCCUAAAGGGUAUUGGCCAAGGGUUGGGACCUAAUGGAGAACCAUUACGAGAUGUGGCAAGAAAUUUGCCCCAGGCCCCAAACACGUCAAACAUAGGUUUAGCUGGAACUGGCACCGCAAUAGGCGCAGGUGUGUUGGGUGCUGUACCAGCUGCAGGAGUGGCUUUAAAUGGCCUCGGAACUGGAUUACCUGGGAAUACUCUUGGCACUAAUACUGCUUUAGGUGGUAGUUUGGGCUUGCAGGCUUUAGGUUUGACUGGAUUAGGGGCAUUGCAGAAUCAAUUACUUCAGCAAGGUCUCACUGCAAAUGAUUUAGCAACUGUUUUGUCAGCGCAAGCUGGCAAUGUCAACAGUGCAAAUAACUUAAGUUUAAACACCACUGAUAUGGGAACAAACAUGAUGGGCAAUUCAAAUUUGGGCAACAAUGUUAUGGGUGGUAAUCCAACUUUAAGCAGUGGUCCUCUAUCAGCAUCAAGCAGGCAGAUGGCCAAUAUGCCAACACCAGGACAAGGAUAUGGUAGAGAUUCUGGAUCGCAACAAAGUUCAAGGGACAAAGCAUCUGAUAUGGUGAUUAUAACAAACCUUCCACCAACUCUGUCGUUCGUUUCCACAAUGAGUGGGAUGCAGAAAGAGCUAUCAAAAUGUUUGACAGAACACGCAUUGAUGGCAGGACAAUCGAUGUCCGCUUUUUCUAAUACUGACUUUCUGAUCAGGAGGAAUGUGGUAUCGAAGUCGGUCUAUUGGUCUGAGAAACUGCUUGUCAUCGUCGUCUUAAAUCAUCUGCUGCUAACGCACGAGGUCACCGGA